GGGCUCACUUGUAUACGUUUUUUGAAAAGUUUGUAUGUAGUAAUAUUUAUAAGCUGAUUUUUCUAGAUGUUCCAUAUUAUUCAAGAUUCCAAUAGUUGUCUCACUUUUAGAUUGUUACUUUAAUUAAACAUUACUCUCUGGAUGCUCGGGCGAUGGGUAAGAAGUUGACAUCAUCAUUAUCAUCUCCUUCCUUCUAUAUAAAUAUAUGGUUUGAAACAUAUAAUUGAUUCAUGCAUCUAGCAGCUCAGAUCGGUCGAGAACAGAAAAGAUAUACAUAGAUCGAUGCAUGCAAUGGGAGAAGUAUUAGCGAUAGGGUACAUGGAAAUACUCAUAGCGGUGGCGUGUUUUUUCUGGUUUUGCUACAUAUGGAGGGAAGACAGCAAGGGGCUUCCUCGGAGCUGCCCGGUUCUGGGCAUGCUGCCCGGCACUCUCUACUACAUCAACCAGAUCCACCAGAGGGUCACCAUGACCAUGCGGCGGUCCGGCGGCACAUUCCUCUACAAGGGGCCGUGGCUGGCCAACAUGGACAUCCUCGCCACCGUCGACCCCGCCAACGUCCACUACGUCAUGAGCGCCAACUUCCUCAACUUCCCCAAAGGCCCCAAGUUCCGAGAGAUGUUCGACGUCUUGGGCGACGGCAUCUUCAACGCCGACUUGGACAUGUGGCGGGUCCAGAGGAAGAUCGCCCGGGGCCUCAUCACCCACAUCCGCUUCCACCGCUUCCUCCUCCGCACCGGCAAGGACAAGGUCGAGACCGGCCUCAUCAAGGUCCUCCAGCACGUCUCCGACCGGGGUUCGGUGCUCGAUUUGCAAGACCUCUUUCAGCGCCUCACCUUCGACACCAGCUGCAUCCUCUUCACCGGAUACGAUCCCGGCUGCGUCUCCGUCGACUUCCCCGAGGUUCCAUUCUCAAAGGCGAUGGACGAUGCCGAGGAAGCCAUUCUCGUUCGCCAUAUCAUGCCGGAGUUCAUAUGGAAGCUCCAGCGAUGGGUCGGAGUCGGCUCGGAGAAGAAGCUUAGCCUUGCCUCGAAGACGUUGGAUGACAUCAUCGGACAAUACAUCGCUAUGAAGAAAGAAGAACUUGUGACGACGACGAUGCAUAAGAAAGCCGACAAAAAGGAGGAGGAGGAGGAGGAAGAGGAAAAGGGGUGUGAUCUCCUCACCUCUUACUUGAGAGAGAGUAUUACUAUUGGUGAUGAUAUUGAUACCAAUAUGAUGGGUAUAAGGUUAGACGACGACAAGUUCUUGAGAGACAUGGUGAUGAACCUCAUGAUUGCGGGCCGAGACACGACCAGCUCUGCCCUCACUUGGUUCAUAUGGUUGGUUUCCACUCACCCCCAUAUCGAGUCGAAAAUAAGAGACGAGCUCAAAACCCUAAUAGUCCCAAAAGAGGACCGCGAGAAAUGGAGGGUUUUCAAGCCCGAAGAGUUGAAAACCCUAGUCUAUCUCCACGCCGCAUUGUGUGAGUCUUUGAGGUUGUACCCACCGGUUCCUUUCCAGCACAAGGAACCGAUCGAGGUGGACACUCUUCCGAGCGGCCACCUCGUCCACCCGAAGAUGAAAAUCAUGUUUUCUCUGUAUGCGAUGGGGAGGAUGGAGACGAUAUGGGGAAAGGACGCGUCGGAGUUCAAGCCAGAGAGAUGGAUAACUGAGCGAGGGACGGUGAAGCAUGAACCUUCAUACAAGUUCUUGGCAUUCAAUGCAGGGCCAAGGACUUGUUUGGGAAAAGAAGUGGCUUUCAUUCAAAUGAAGUCAGUGGCUGCUUCUAUCAUACAUAAUUUCCAGGUUAGGGUUGUGGAUGGGCACCCUGUGGAGCCAAACACUUCUAUUAUUCUCUACAUGAAACAUGGGUUCAAGGUUAGAGUUCAAAGGAUAUCAAAGUAAAUAUAUUAUUUAAUUAAUGCUAGCUCGAUUUUAAAUCAUCAUAUCAACCCCUUCUAUCUUUUAUACUUAAGAUACAGCUUAAUUAGCAUUAAUACAAUAUAUAUGUAUACUUGCACCUGCAUCCAAAAGGAAGUGAAUC
This is a messenger RNA of Cuscuta epithymum, 2023 nucleotides long. The record is from the annotation of a GenBank genome assembly. NCBI's taxonomy places the organism in Eukaryota, Viridiplantae, Streptophyta, Magnoliopsida, Solanales, Convolvulaceae.